UUCGGUUUGCUAAUUCGAGUCUUGGUUUCCUUCGUCCAUCCGCUCAGCGACGUACGGCUAGCUUGCUUUCCCUUCAUUUGAUCCUUGUCCUGGUGCUGGAAAUAAAAUCUGGGACUUGAAACUGUGUCCGUGCGAUUUUGCCUCGGUCACGAUGCUCUCGGAAGACUCGGACACUGAGGAUAUCCACCAAUUUACCAUCAAUGAGCAUUACGCCAAGGCGUUCGAAUAUCGCAAGGAGCGAGAGGAACUAGCGAAGCUCAAGGAGAAAUAUGGUUCUGACAUCGAGGAGGAUGACGCCGAGGAGGAAGACUCUGAAGAAGACGAGUCGGAAGACGAGGACGGAGAAGAGCUCACUCCUGCGGUUGAUGCCGCCAUUCUGCGGACCUUAGCACGUAUCAGGCGGAAGGAUCCAUCGAUAUAUGAGAAGGACAAGGAUGUGUUCGAGGAGGAAUGGCAAAAGACUGGGGAUGCGUCGAUAGCGCGGGUGCAGAAGGAUAAGUCUAAGCCUCUAAGGAUGCGCCAACACGCGAUCGCAUCCGCGCUCAAGCCAGAAUCAAGAUCUUCCUCCCCUGAGCCGUUGACGCAUGUGCAAGAGCAGGCUGCCCUUCGCCAGGAGACGAUAGCCGCUUUCCACACCGCUGUUGCCGAGGAUGACGACGACGGCUUCUUGAUUCCGCGAGAUAAGACAAAAGAUGACAUUGAGCGGGAGGAGGAAGAGUAUCGUGCGUUUUUGGAGAGGGAGGUCGGGGAGGACCUGAAAGAGAUUGUGACCGUUGAGAUGACGGAGGUCGAGGUGACGAAUGAGGAAGAAGGCGAGAAAGCUGAGAAAAAGAAGAAGAAGAAGAAAAGGAAGGAAGAAGGCAAAGUCCAAAAGAGCAAGCGGGAAGAAGAUCGCGAAUUCCUGAUGAACUACAUUUUGAACCGCGGGUGGAUCGACCGUUCCGCUCGCCGUCUUCCCACUUAUGACGAAAUUACCGCUUCUAAGAAGGGCAAGCGGAAAAGACAAGACGAUCAAUCGGACGCAAGUCUCCACUCUGACGUUGAUGAGGAUGUCAAGGAUGAGAGUGCGCCCGAACAAAGCGAAGGAGAGAAUGAGAAUGAGGAAUUCAGCGAAAAUGAGUUUGACGACAUUGCAGACCGGUUCGAGAGCUCGUAUAAUUUCCGGUUUGAGGAACCAGAUGCCGAUACCAUUGCAAGAUACCCACGAAAUAUUCCCUCGCUAGUCCGGAGGCAGGAUUCAUCGCGUAAGGAGGCUCGUGAAAAGCGUAAAGCUCGUAAGGAAGAGGAGCUUCUUAAAAAGAAGGAGGAGAUCAAGCGGCUCAAGGCACUGAAGAUGAAAGAGAUUCGCACCAAAUUGGAGAUGAUUGGGCGAGAAGGCGGGAAGAGUUUGGAAGCCAGCAAAGCGUUACAAGAGCUUGACUUGGAGGGCGAUUGGGACCCGGAGGCCCACGAGCGACAGAUGGCUGAGCUGUACGAGCGUGACGACGAGGGCGAGAUCGAUGACGAAGAGAAACCUGACUGGGACGAUGACAUCGACAUUACGGACAUCGCCCCUCCAGAAGAGGAAGCGUCCACGUCAAAGAAGUCCAAGAAAAAGAAGAAAAAGAAAUCGGUUGAUGAUGAUAGGAUGGAUGAGGGCGGAGUGGACGUCGACGAGAUGGAUGCGGAAGCGGAAGAUCCUGCCAUUGACGACGAAGAGUGGGACGGGACGGAAGAUAUGCGUAAGCGCAGACUGGAUGAGUACAUGGACGAGCUCUAUGGGCUGGAGUUCAACGACAUGGUUGGCGAUAUGCCCACGCGGUUCAAAUACACCAAAGUUUCUCCUCAGAUCUUCGGGCUCUCACCGGCCGAGAUCCUCGUGGCGACGGAUGCAGAGCUGAACUCGUACAUGGGCAUCAAGAAGUACGCGCCGUACCGGAAAGGCGGACAGUGGGACCAGACGCGCGGAGCCAGGCUGAAGGAGCUAAAGGACUCGCUGCGAGAACGUGGUGUUGAUACCAGACCCGAAGGAAAAGGCGAGAAUGCGAAGAAGAGGAAAGGCAAGAAGGAGCGGAUGAAGGAGCGCGGGGCUGCCAUUGAUAUAGCGACAUCGGGAGAGCCUAGCAAGGAGGAUGAGAGCAGUGCCACAGGGCGCCAGGAUGCGGGAAAGAAGGCGAAGCGGAAGUCCCCCGAGUCUGGCGACGCUGCGGAGGAGGCGGAGCAAAAUGCGCAGGAACAAGGCGCCGUUUCGAAGAAGAGGCGGAGACGGCACAGGAAGUCGGAGCAGGCGUAGAUGCUGUCGAAAGGGGGGCUUAUAAUUCUGCGUCAAUCUCAUUGCGGUCGUUCAGCAGAUCGCAUCUGGUACUUAUGUGCUGCAGGCGUGUGAUUUUCUAACACUAAUGGCAUGGACCUGCCUCAUAAUGAGCUCACACCUCGUCAUGGCACUGGGGGCCUAGUGUCGCGUGGUGGACCUGUAGGGGCUCAGU
Molecule: messenger RNA, 2465 nt
Organism: Laetiporus sulphureus 93-53
Lineage: Eukaryota; Fungi; Basidiomycota; Agaricomycetes; Polyporales; Laetiporaceae
Product: Krr1-domain-containing protein
Exons: 10
Coding region: 152-2272 (706 amino acids)
Biological process (GO): endonucleolytic cleavage in ITS1 to separate SSU-rRNA from 5.8S rRNA and LSU-rRNA from tricistronic rRNA transcript (SSU-rRNA, 5.8S rRNA, LSU-rRNA)
Cellular component (GO): nucleolus; 90S preribosome
Source: RefSeq, a predicted model, not a curated record